Messenger RNA from Tyto alba (common barn owl), 6316 nucleotides. RefSeq names its product centrosomal protein 295 (gene CEP295). Gene Ontology annotation, cellular component: cytosol; centrosome; centriole. The coding region runs from base 407 to 6001 and encodes 1864 amino acids. The record is from RefSeq and is a predicted model, not a curated record. The transcript is spliced from 30 exons. Gene Ontology annotation, biological process: regulation of centriole replication. Lineage: Eukaryota; Metazoa; Chordata; Aves; Strigiformes; Tytonidae.
GACGGGCGGUCGCUCCUUUCCGUCCCCUCAGUCCCGCCGCCCGCGGGCGGGCUUUCCUUUCUCUGCUCCCCGCGCUGUCCCUCCUCAGCCCGGGCUGGCGCUGGGAGCGGCUCCCGGUGGCCGCUCGGGAGCGGCGCGGGGCCCCGCGGGCAGAGCUCCCUGAGGGCCUGUGGCGGCCUCGGCGUGCUCUGUCUCCUCGCCGUCCCCCGGGCAGCCGCGCCCCGAGCCAGCCGCCUCCGCUCUGAGCCCCCGGGCCCUCGUCGCACCUCUCGCUGCUUUUUAAUUCCGCCGCUUCGCCCUCCGGUACCGGAGAAGCGCUUUUUGCCAGCUGCCCUGGGGAGCGCAGUAAGAGGCGUUAACGUCGCUUACGGGAGCUUGUGAAGUUGAUUAUUCAGUGUUGCCAAAGAUGAAGAGGAAAGUUGGGAAAGUUAGGAAUUUGAGGCUUAGUCCUAAUGAAGAAACCAUGCUUCUGAAAGAGGAAUACGAGAGAAGAAGAAAAUUGAGGCUACAGCAAGUUAGAGAGCAACAGAAGUAUAUCGCCUUGCAGAUAAGACAGAAAGUAAAGCAGAGGAGAGAAGAACAACUACAGCAGUUAGAGGAGGCACUGAGAGCUGAAUGGCAGAAAGCACAGGAUCAAAAGAUGAAAGCCUUAGAAAAACUGUAUUUAUCAAGCUUAAGAGCGAUUGGUGAGGGUCACCGUCAAGCCAAGGAGAACGAACCUGACUUAGAAGCUCUGGCAAAGCAAGCAGAAGAGAGGAAACAAAGAGCAGAGAAGAGACAUAGGAAAGCUCUGAAAGAGCAAAAGUGCCAAAAAGAAAAAUUACUUCGUGAGCAAGCCCGACGAACUAAUGCACGUAAACACGCUCUGGAAGUGGAAAGACAAAGAGCAGCCAAAGUUGCAAGCCUGCCACCUCCUCCACCACGUCCUCUUGAGAAUUUUGAAGUGAAAAAGACUCCUGCAGUGAAGCCAUAUAGUGCUGACAACUUCUCUGUUACACGUUACCAUAUUUUUGAACCUUAUGUGGACAAAGAAGUAGAUGAAGAACAGCUAGAUGCUCGGUUAGCUGCUGAAGAAGAGGGGAAACGUUUGGAGGAACUACACAGAGAGGCAGAGAGGGAGAGAAGAGGGCAGCUUGAAAAGGCACAUCUCAGAGGAAGCCAUGCCUUGAAGAAAGUCCAUUUGGCUCAGGACAGGGAAAGGCUAUUGAAAGAACUUGAGCAAAUGCACAAUAUCGAUCGGAUGCGCAGAAGACAGAUUGUAGCGCAGAUGCCACCUCAACUUUUUGUGCCUGCAUACAAACGCGUGGAAGCAAAAGAAGAAUGGCAGAGAGAAUUGGAGUUUGCAUUUGAGGAUAUGUACAGUGAAGACAAGAAAUUGAAAGGAGACCUGAUUUUGCAGUUUGAGCCACAGCCUUUGCCAGCUCCCGCUGACAGAUCUCAAGAUAAUGAUCUUGAUAUCUCUUUGGAUCAAGAAUCUGCUUGUGACACUCAACCAGAAUCUACUUGUGAUACUCGACAAGAAUCGAGACAGAUGAUAGAAGAGGAGAUCCCCAAUGAAUCAGAAAGUCAUGAAGAAGCAAAAACUCACCAACCUCAGUCAAAACUUGCCUUAAAGAAAUUGCUAAACAAGAUUAGAAGCCAAAAACAGGAGUGGAUGUCAAAAAGCGAGAACGAGAUUCAAGGUGAAAUUGAGACUAUUGAAUCAGGCACAAUUGCUAGUGAAGAGAAACCAUUAUGUGAUUUAGAACUUAACUAUGAGCAACAGAAAAAUACAGUAUGUGAAACCAAAGAUUCUGUGAAAAUGUUGGAAAAUACAGUUACAACUGGAAAUCCAGUUCUAAUCCAUCCUCAAGAACAAGCAGCUAAAAUUAGAAUGGAAGAGGAGAGACAAAAGUGGAAGGAGCAAAUAGAACAACAGAAACAGGAACAACUGGCCUUGCUUAAACAAAUUGAAGAAGAGAGAGCACGUUUGGAGGCUGAUUUUCUGAAGAUCCAAAUACAAACCUGCUUGGAGGAGUCUAAGAAAAAAAAAGGGGAGGAAAAGCAAGGCCAGCUGGUGCAAACUCAUACUGUUCCUUCUACAGAUCAGCAGAACAAAGUGGAACCUGAGACUGGAAAUACUACUGUGUCAGAAACCAGGAGUCCUAGAGAAGACAGCCAUAUACAGAUGAUUCGUGAUUAUCAGCAACGCCUUCUACAGCAAAAUAGGCUGCACAAACAGACCAUUGAAGAAGCUAGAAAGCAUCUACAGGAGUAUCAGAAUAAACUGAAAAAAAGAUACGUGUCUUCUGUAACACCACCGAGCUCUUUGGAAAGAAAAUCAAUUUAUUUAAAGCCUGUCUCAGAACCAAUUCUACAGAGGCAAGGAGUGCAACCAACACAGGACCAGUCAUCUGAACAAGUUCAUGCACAAGAGUGUGCGCGGUCGCUACCUGUGUUUUCAGGAAUGAUCCGUAUGUCGGAAAAAACAUCAGCACAGGAACACAAAGAGCAAAUGUGUAAUGUUUGUCCUGGCAGACACAUGCAGUUUGUAGAAGCAUCAAAAUUGAAGCAUGGGGAGUUGCAUUUGCCAUGUGGCUGCCUUUCACAGGAACAAGUGGGAAUGUUGGAAACCUCCAAUAAUCAUGUCAGAGAAACAUCUCGGUUUCAGUUACCAUCAGGGUUAGUAAUGAAAGAUGUCACUGCAGUAAGAACACAACCGGAAGCACGUGUACAGCAUGUUAGAUUUGUUUUGCCUGCAGAAGAUUCCUCUGAACCUUCAGAAACAGUGCACUUGAAAGAGUCUUCUCAGAAGAUAUCUAACCAUCAAACAGAAACAGAAGCUGAAGAGCUUCCGCUUAAGACACCAUUCAUGCCAGCAACAAAGGAACCUCAUAUUAUUCAGGCAGCCUCAGUUGAUUCUUUAGCAUAUCAGCAGGGAUCUGCAGAGAGUACCAUCAAAACAAGCCUUGAACCACCCCUCAAUUUUCCUGAACCCAUGACUUUACCUCAUGAAGAAUCUAAAGCCCAGGGUGUUCAGGAAUUUUUGAUCUCAAAACCAGGAGAUGCAUCUUUGAUAAAUUAUUCUGGUAUACUGAAUUUAAGGGACAGAGUGUUGGCCUCAUCAGAAAGCAUCCAAGCUCAGCAAAAGUAUUUGAAAGAAUUGCAAGAGCAGCUGGAUGCACAAAGAGAAGCUCUUCUUUCUAGGCAGAAAAUACAAGAACAACUACUUUUACAGAAGCAAGAUAAAUUGAAGGAACAGAUGCAGAGACAGCAAGAGGUUUUGAAAGAAUUUCUGAAUAAGCAGGUGAGACAUAUCUGCACAAAUGAAGAAAUGACAGAGACACAAAAGCCUGACUGGAUUAAUAAGACUGACUUUUUCCAACUCUCAGACAACUACCAGCAAGAGAAUUGUGGCAGGCGUAAAUUUCACGGAAGUGAAACAACUUCACAGUGCAUCAGUCCAGCUGAGCAAACUGAACAGUCUGAGAAAGUUCUAUGUAAAGAACAAAGAUGGAGAUCUUCCAAACCACCUGUGGCUAAAGUCAAGCUAGGGCUUGAUUUGGAACAACAUGAACUUAGUGUUAUACCAGAGGUAGACACACCAAAGAGUUGCAACAUGUCUUUUGCAGAUAAAACAGAUUCUGUUGGUGGAGAAGCUUCUCCUAUUUUGACUACUGCGGAGUUUGCACAUGUGAAACGUUACGGUCAUGCCGUAUGUGAAGGCGGCAGGUUACCUUUGAGCAUAACAAACUAUGAGGAACAAAUCUCUAAUGGGAGUCCAAGGCAAAGUAAACAGUCAAGUAGAUUAUUGCAGGAGGUGCUGCUGAUGACUGCUGAGAAAUCAUAUGAUUCAGCCCAGUCCCAGGAUUCUCAGGUUGCUCAAGAUUCACCAGUUCUUGCUGCUGAAGUUGGAGAGGGAGUUGCAACACAUUCUGGACCAUCAUUCAGACUUGAUAAUACGCUUGGGAAGAAAUGUUCACAUCUAAUUCUUCAAAAUUUGGAAGAAGUACUUUCUAAAGUAGUAUCCACGAGUUUAGGUUCAGAGGCUUUAAUGCAAGGAAUACCCUGUGACUUAUCUUCAACAAUUUCCACUGGAAGCUUUUUGACUAAUGAAAUGUUGGAUGUAAGCCCUGUUGACACUGGAUUGUCUUCUGAUAGUACGGAAGAUCGAAUUUUGAGAGAAACAGCAAGCUGCCCUUGGAACUCCUCGUUGCCUGAAGGAGAGAUGUACAUUAAUAAAGGAAGUCAGAUAGAGCAGAUCUUGGGGAAAUGUACUGGAGACUUGAACUCUUACUCAGAGGACAAUACAUGUUUCCAAGCUCUAGCAGCUGAACUCGAUUUUCCUGAAAUUGAGGGACAUUUUCCGAACUUCCAGCUCUUUCAGCCUUUGGAACCAAGUCUUGACUCUGAUGCUUCAUCAUCCUUUUCUCAAUACAGAAUUUCACAAGACAGUAGAGAAUUUAGAAAGACUUCAAAACUUUCAGCAAAACAUCAAGACAUGCCUAUGUUUCUGGAAGUGGGAAACUCCAGUGUAGAUACACAAAGCAGCAGCUUGCCUUCUAGGCUUGAAACAAAUGGGACAAACAACAUCACAUCAGACAAAGAGUCCGUUAAAGAAAAUGUUACUCUGGGAUCUGAACAAUCUUUUUACCAACUGCAAUUAGAAUCUACUCUGAGCGAUCACUGUCCGAAUGCUGAUCAGCUGGUGGACCUUAACACUGUGUUACAGAGAUCUCUUGAACAAACCCCUGGAAUUAAAAAAUGGGGCAAUGAGAGUUGUCUUUCAUCUAGCAGAGAAUAUGAAGAACUGGCAAGAAACAUGGAAUGUAUUAAUCUCCAGUGUUCAAUGGAAGAUCUGCGAAAUGAAAGUCUGAAUUCACUAGAAGAGCAAAAAUCAUUUUAUCAGCUAAAUACAACACCCGUUACAGUGGAUGAAACUUUCCCUCAACACUUAUUAAAAGAGACUGUGUCUUCUGAAAAAUUACCUGUGGAGGCACCUGAUAAGUAUGUGAAGCUUACUGAAAAAUUAGUUCAUGUACAUGAAGCAAAUAAACCUGUGGAGCUGGAUUCUCAGUGCAAUAUGAAGAUAAAGGAGACAGAUCAAAGCUUUCCUGGAGUACAGAAAUCUUCGAGGAUUCCUAGGGAAGCCAACUUAGAAGACUCAGACAUCCAUUUACAGGCUGUUGUACAGCAGAAUGUGUCUUUCCUAGAAAGACAUGAAAAAUAUUCUAGUUCUGUGCCCAGAAGCUCCUGUCGUAUUCCAGUCUGGGAGACAGAGUCUGGGUGUGGUAUUAUGGAAGAGCCUGAACUCACUCUGAUAAGCUCAAAUGACAUCAGUGUUGCAGAAUCAGAUAUUGAACAUACUAACCAAGAGAAAAGUAAGGAGGGUAAAAUCAAUAAUGCAGCAUGUGUGGAUCAGUCCAAAUUUAAUGUAUUUUCUGAGGAGAGAGAAUUUUUACCACUAGUUCCAGAUGCAGAUUAUUCAGUGUUCGUAAGGCCUGACAGUUCUUCCACAGCCCAGAGUCCCAAAGACAGUCACUUUCCAUCACAUCAGACUGCAGUGAUGCUGCUGGAGUUUGCGGCUGCACCUGGAAGUUUGCAAGAAUCUUUUUUAAAAAGAAAGAACAACUUCAUCCAGAAAUCUCAGAAGAGGGUAGAAGAAAUUAAAAAUAGAGACAGAAAAAAUGAAAAGCCAGAAGCCAGACAGUUCCAGAGAGGAAAGCCUGAGAAGUUAAGCAGGCAAAAGGCGUCUCUUACCUCUGGAGAAAAAGAUGCAGUUGUCAAUCAGUUGAAGAAAGCAGGAGAAGUGAAAGUGUCUUCUCCAGAGAACAGGAAGUCUGGAGAAACUGAAAUGCAGCAGCGUACUUUAAGACUUUAUAAUCAACUUGCAGAAGUAAAAAUCGGAAAGGAAGAAAAAACAAGGCAAGAAACUUACGCUAAAAACAGAGAGAAGGCUAAAGAGUUUCAGAAGAAAAUGCUGGAGAAACUACGGGGCAAGAAGACUUGGGAAGCACACUGACUGGCACAAGACUUUAGUACUAUGGUAUUGGUACAAUCCAAGGCACCCCUGAAACUUCCAAGUUAAUUGUGGAGCCAUUAGGCAUCCUCAGCUUAAAGCUGUAGGAAAACUAAUUGAACAAAAUUAGUGCAGUUCCCUCCUGUUGUACUGAGAUCAUUACAGCAACAGAUUGACUACAGCUUUAAACAUGGUUUGACUCUGAGUAGAUGGACACUAAUAUUUUAUAGUGUGCAUUAGGGUGUUCAGGGGAGAUCACACUAACUUCUGUAAUAUACAUGUAUAAAGUAUUUUCAAAUAAAUUUUUUAAGACUUGCA